Molecule: messenger RNA, 2463 nt
Organism: Danio aesculapii
Lineage: Eukaryota; Metazoa; Chordata; Actinopteri; Cypriniformes; Danionidae
Gene: crispld1b
Product: cysteine-rich secretory protein LCCL domain containing 1b
Exons: 15
Coding region: 261-1790 (509 amino acids)
Cellular component (GO): extracellular region
Source: RefSeq, a predicted model, not a curated record
AGCAGCCUCAAAAAUGUAAACGUUUGGACGUUCAUUAAUUGACUUGUGCGCAAUGACUCAUGAUGGCCUAUUCAUGAAGAAACUUCAUGCAAACUGAUUGAAAAAGAUGGACACCUGUAUCUGAGAUGCAAAAACUUCUGAGAAUCGUUGUUUCAGUAAAUCAGCACCGGAGCUAAAACCUCAUCAGUCACGCGCGGAGCUGCAGAAGGCAGAGGACAGGGACCACUUUGGAUUUUGUGGCUGACAGGUGUGAAGGAAACAUGAAGUGUGGACAUUGGGAAGAUUUAUUUAGUGGCUUUGUGCUGCUUGUGACUGUCCAAACUGUGGUGUCCAUGGUGAUUCCCAAUGCCACCCACUUAGAAGCCAUCCUGGAAAAAUACAUGGAUAAGAAUGAGACGUGGUGGCAAUCCAAGUCGAGGGGCAAGAGAGCAAUUUCACAGAGUGAUAUGCAACUCAUUCUUGACCUGCAUAAUAAGCUGAGGGGUCAAGUGUACCCCCCUGCCUCAAACAUGGAGUACAUGGUGUGGGACACUGAACUUGAGAGGAGUGCUGAGCACUGGGCACACACUUGUCUGUGGGAACAUGGACCGUCUCACCUACUGACCCGGAUCGGCCAGAACCUAGGAGCUCACUGGGGCAGAGACAGACCCCCAACUUUUCACGUCCAGGCCUGGUAUGAUGAGGUGAGAGAUUUCAGCUACCCUUAUCCUCAAGAGUGUAACCCUCACUGCCCCUACAGAUGCUCUGGACCUGUCUGCACACAUUACACACAGCUGGUUUGGGCCACAAGCAACAAAAUUGGCUGUGCCAUCAACGUGUGCUACAACAUGAAUGUAUGGGGCAUGAUUUGGGCAAAAGCUGUGUAUCUGGUCUGCAAUUACUCACCCCCAGGUAACUGGUGGGGACACGCACCAUACAAGCAUGGGACUCCUUGCUCCGCUUGCCCACCCAGCUAUGGGGGCGGCUGCAGAAACAACCUCUGCUAUAAAGAUGAUGGCAGUCAUUAUCCUUACACUCCUGAAACAGAGGAAAACAACUAUAUCGAACCAGAACCAGAGCCUGUCCGAAGCCAUGACACUCACUACAGAGAGGAAACCACGACACCUUCUCCCAAUGAGAACAUUGAGAGGAAUGAAGUCUCCAGUGCUUCCCAGAUGUCUCAGCAAGUAGCGUGUGAUACUAGAUUACGUGAUCAAUGCAAAGGAACCACUUGUAACAGGUAUGAGUGUCCACCAGGCUGCUUUUACAACUAUGGAAAAGUAAUUGGAUCUGGUCAUUAUGACAUGCAAUCCAGUAUCUGUGGCAGCGGCUUGCAUGCUGGAAUAAUAGAUGACGAUGGAGGCUGGCUGGAUAUCACUAGAGUGGGCAGGAGGCAGCGCUUCUCGAAGUCCUUCAAAAAUGGAGUUCAGACUCUAGCGAAAAAUCAAAGUGCCAAUGCCUUCACUGUAUCAAAUGUUCCAGUGAAGGCAGUGAAUUGUGAAACCACAGUGGCACAAUUCUGUCCAUUCAAGAAACCAGUACGCCACUGUCCUAGGUUGUACUGUCCUCGUAAUUGCUUAUAUGACAGCUAUGCCCGAGUAAUCGGAACCCGCUAUUAUGCAGAUAAUUCCAGUAUAUGCAGGGCUGCAAUCCAUGCAGGGGUGAUUCGAAGCGACUCGGGAGGCUAUGUGGACGUAAUGCCCGUAGACAAGAGGAAGCAGCACAAGGGCUCCUACCAGAAUGGCAUCAGCUCAGAGAGCCUACAGAAUCCCCCAGGAGGCAAAGCGUUCCGAGUAUUUGCGGUCAUUUGAAACCAUUCUCCAAGGACGGAUGCAAAGAAAUAGAGCUCUUGGUAAUGUUACAGCCGGUAAUUACCACGCAUUUGGUUUGCUGGUCGUGCUGGGCUGGAUGUAAGGCCAGCACUGUCACGAAAAAUCUCCUCUACAGGAAAAUAACACAUUGACUUUGACACCAUCUGCUCCUGAGAAAACUCCAGUCUUCUUUUUUGAUAUCUGCAUGUAAAUGUCUUGUGUAUAUAAGUUGUAAAUAUAGUAAAUUUGAAUUCAUUACAUCUAAUAUUAUAUGUUUUUACAAAAAGGUAUCUUGUUAUUUUAAGCACUUAAAGAUAUACAGCAUUCAUUAAAGUUAAACUAUAGGCAAUGGUGCAUGCAAACACAACUGUAGAACUGUCAGAACAAGUGGAAUGUGUUAUAAAAGCCCUCAUUUUAUAGUUUAUAUUUUUGUAAUCAUAUUUUUAUAUCAAAGUUCAGAGGCUGCUCAUUGGUGUAUCACGCUUUACAAUAUAUUAUGCUGCAUUAUGUUCAGAAUUUGAUACUGUAACAACCUGGCAGGCCAGGAAUUGAUUAUUGCUUUCGAAGAAUUUGAGAAAUUUACCACAAAAAGAGCAAUAUGAACUAAAAAGUGGAGAGUGGAGAGUGUUAUUUAUUACCAUGCAAUACAAAAUAAAGACAUUUAGACUCAUAA